AUACAAGACUUCACAGCAAAAGUCAGAGUGCAAGAAGGAACCAAGCCUAUCUUUCACAAACCACGUCCAGUUCCCUAUGCUCUUAAGGAAGCAGUAGAGAAGGAACUGGACCGCCUACAGAAGAAUAACAUAAUCACGAAAGUAGCGAGGAGCGACUGGGCCGCUCCGAUUGUUGUAGUCCCAAAGAAAGAUAAGACUGUCAGAAUGUGCGGUGACUACAAGGUCACAGUAAAUCGCUGCAUACUACCAGAGGAAUAUCCACUACCAAACGCUGAAGAUCUGUUUGCCACUCUAGCUGGUGGGAAGGUUUUCAGUAAGCUGGACCUGGCAUUCGCUUAUCAGCAACUGAAGCUGGAUCCGGAGUCAGAACAGUAUCUGACCAUCAAUACACACAAGGGGCUAUUCAGAUUCAAUCGCUUGGCCUAUGGAAUCUCGACAGCUCCAGCGAUAUUCCAACACACAAUGGAUCAGAUCUUGGACGGUAUAGACAACGUUGUGUGCUUCAUGGACGACAUCCUCCUGUGGGGAUCAAGGGUGGUGGUACCUCACAAAUUCCAGAGGAGACUGCUAUCUGACCUGCAUGAGGGACAUCCAGGGAUCACUCGAAUGAAAGCACUCGCUCGCAGUUAUCUGUGGUGGCCUGGACUGGAUCAGGACAUUCAACAGCAUGUAGGCCACUGCUCACCUUGUGAAGCUGUUCGCAACAAGCCUGCUGCUGCAGCUCUUCAUCCAUGGUCCUGGGCUGCUACACCUUGGGAACGCAUCCAUGUGGAUUACGCCGAGAUUGACAAGCAACAUUUCCUUGUUGUCGUCGAUGUCCAUUCCAAGUGGAUGGAAGUGUUCCCUACUCAACUGACCACAGCUGAGAAGACCAUCAAUCUUCUCAGACACCUGUUCGCAUCCUUUGGACUAGUCAAGGAGCUCGUAUCGGACAAUGGCCCUCCUUUCACGUCAAACGAUUUUGAAAUGUUUCUCAAGAACAAUGGAGUAAGGCACAUCCGGUCACCACCUUACCAUCCGGCAUCAAACGGAGCAGCGGAGAGAGCCGUGCAAACCUUUAAG
Messenger RNA from Salvelinus namaycush (lake trout), 1062 nucleotides. RefSeq lists its product as uncharacterized. The annotation marks the transcript as partial. The transcript has 2 exons. The record is from RefSeq and is a predicted model, not a curated record. Gene Ontology annotation, molecular function: nucleic acid binding. Gene Ontology annotation, biological process: DNA integration. NCBI's taxonomy places the organism in Eukaryota, Metazoa, Chordata, Actinopteri, Salmoniformes, Salmonidae.